Messenger RNA from Myripristis murdjan (pinecone soldierfish), 16101 nucleotides. RefSeq names its product ryanodine receptor 1-like. The transcript has 105 exons. Gene Ontology annotation, biological process: release of sequestered calcium ion into cytosol by sarcoplasmic reticulum; intracellular calcium ion homeostasis; striated muscle contraction. Gene Ontology annotation, cellular component: smooth endoplasmic reticulum; calcium channel complex; sarcoplasmic reticulum membrane. The record is from RefSeq and is a predicted model, not a curated record. Gene Ontology annotation, molecular function: ryanodine-sensitive calcium-release channel activity; protein binding. The coding region runs from base 21 to 15281 and encodes 5086 amino acids. NCBI's taxonomy places the organism in Eukaryota, Metazoa, Chordata, Actinopteri, Holocentriformes, Holocentridae.
GUUUCUAAUGCCAUGAGAGGAUGGCAGAAGGUGCAGAUGGAGAGGAAGAGAUUCAGUUCUUGCGUACGGAUGAUCAGGUCGUGCUACAGUGCACUGCCUCCAUCCUAAAAGAACAGAUCAAGCUCUGUCUCUCAUGUGAAGGCUUUGGGAAUCGUCUCUGUUUCCUUGAAACCACCUCCAACGCUCAGAAUGUCCCUCCAGACCUGGCUAUCUGCUGCUUCAUUUUGGAGCAGUCCCUGUCUGUGCGGGCAUUGCAGGAGAUGCUGUCCAACUCCUCUCUGGAUGAGGCAGUCGAUUUGGACAAAUGGUCAUCACAGGGUGGGGGCCACCGAACACUGCUGUACGGACAUGCCAUCCUCCUGAAACACACUCACUCCAGCAUGUACUUGUGCUGUUUGACCACGUCCCGUUCACUGACAGACAAACUGGCUUUUGAUGUGGGCUUGCAGGAGGACUCUACAGGAGAGGCAUGCUGGUGGACCAUCCAUCCAGCCUCCAAACAGAGGUCUGAAGGCGAGAAGGUCAGGGUGGGAGAUGAUCUCAUUCUUGUCAGUGUGUCAUCAGAGAGAUACCUGCAUCUCUCGUAUGCCAGUGGUGACCUGAUGGUGGACGCUUCCUUCAUGCAGACACUGUGGACUAUGAACCCUGUGAUGUCUGGAUGUGAGCUGGCUGAAGGGUAUCUGACUGGAGGCUACGUACUCAGGCUGUUCCACGGUCACAUGGACGAAUGUUUGGCCAUCCCAGCAGCUGACCAAGGGGACGACCAGCGCAGAGUUGCUCAUUAUGAGGGAGGGGCUGUAUGCAGUCAUGCCCGAUCCUUAUGGAGACUUGAACCUCUGCGUAUUGGGUGGAGCGGCAGUCACAUCAAGUGGGGCCAGUCUUUCAGGAUUCGCCACAUAACCACAGGCAGAUACCUUUGUCUGGAUGAAGAGAAAGGGCUGCUGCUGGUGGACCCGGAGAAAGCAAAUUCCAAGAUGUCUGCCUUCUGUUUCAGAAUUUCAAAGGAGAAGAUUGAAGUGGCUCAGAAGCGAGAUGUGGAAGGCAUGGGCAUACCUGAGAUCAAAUACGGGGAGUCCAUGUGCUUCGUGCAGCAUGCAGCAACUGGCCUCUGGCUCACAUAUGCUGCUGUUGAUGCCAAAUCUGCCCGUCUGGGGCCUCUGAAGAGGAAGGCCAUUUUACACAAAGAAGGCCACAUGGACGAUGCCCUCACAGUCGCUCGAUCCCAGACAGAAGAGUCCCAGGCUGCCAGAAUGAUUUUCAGCACAACAGGCCUCUUCAACCAGUUCAUCAAAGGUCUUGAUGCGCUGAGUGGGAAAAACAAGUCUCCCAACCCCCCGUCUCUGCCCAUGGACUCGGUGGUUCUGUCCCUGCAGGACCUCAUCUUCUACUUCCGACCCCCCGAGGAGGAGCUGGAGCACGAGGAGAAGCAGUUCAAGCUUCGCUCCCUUAAGAACAGACAGAACCUUUUCCAAGAGGAGGGCAUGAUCACACUGGUUCUGGACUGUGUUGAUCGGCUUAAUGUCUACAACACAGCAGCUCACUUCUCAGAGUUUGCUGGGGAGGAAGCUGCAGAAUCAUGGAAGGAGAUAGUAAAUUUAUUAUAUGAACUGCUAGCUUCUUUGAUCAGAGGAAACCGUGCAAACUGUGCCCUGUUCUGUGAUAACCUUGACUGGCUGGUCAGUAAACUGGACCGUCUGGAAGCGUCUUCAGGAAUCUUAGAGGUGUUGUACUGUGUUCUGAUCGAGAGUCCAGAGGUCUUGAAUAUUAUCAAGGAGAAUCACAUCAAAUCAAUCAUCUCUCUUCUGGAUAAACAUGGACGCAAUCAUAAGGUCUUGGACGUGCUGUGCUCCCUCUGUGUGUGUAACGGUGUGGCUGUGAGGUCCAACCAGAAUCUCAUCACUGAGAAUCUGCUUCCAGGUCGUGACCUCCUUCUUCAAACCAACAUCAUCAACUACGUAACCAGCAUGAGACCAAACAUUUUCCUUGGCACAUGUGAAGGAUCCACCCAGUUUAAAAAGUGGUAUUUUGAGGUGAUGGUAGACAUCGUGGAGCCCUUCCUGACCGCUCAGCCCUUCCACCUGCGUGUGGGCUGGGCUCUGACUGAGGGCUUCAGCCCCUAUCCCGGAGGAGGGGAGGGCUGGGGGGCCAACGGGGUUGGAGACGACCUCUACUCCUACGGCUUUGAUGGACUGCACCUCUGGUCAGGUCGAGUUCCACGUAAUGUCGCCACGCCCAACCAGCACAUCUUGGCAGCAGGGGAUGUGAUCAGCUGUUGUUUGGAUCUGAGCGUGCCCAGUAUUUCAUUCCGUAUGAACGGGCACCCUGUCCAGGGCAUGUUUGAGAACUUCAACCUGGAUGGCCUGUUCUUCCCUGCUGUCAGCUUUUCUGCAGGCGUUAAGGUGCGAUUCCUUCUUGGUGGGCGUCAUGGGGAUUUUAAGUUCCUCCCACCUCCAGGUUACGCUCCGUGCCAUGAGGCAGUGCUGCCCAGGGAUCGUUUGCGGAUUGAGCCCAUCAAGGAAUAUAAGCAUGACUUUAAUGGAGUCCGUAACCUUUUAGGCCCCACACAGUCCCUCUCACAUACUGCCUUCACUCCCUGCCCUGUGGACACAGUACAGAUUGUGCUUCCUCCACAUUUGGAGCGCAUUCGCGAGAAGCUAGCAGAAAAUAGCCAUGAAUUAUGGGCUGUUACUCGAAUUGAACAAGGAUGGACCUAUGGAUCAUUUCGUGAUGACAACAAGAAGCUUCACCCAUGUCUGGUAGAUUUCCAGAGUCUGCCAGAACCAGAGAAGAAUUACAAUUUGGCAAUGUCAGGAGAGACACUUAAGACCCUGCUAGCACUGGGCUGCCACGUGGGAAUGGGAGAUGAGAAAGCAGAGGAGAAUCUGAAAAAGAUCAAGCUCCCCAAAACUUACAUGCAGAGCAGUGGGUACAAGCCGGCGCCUCUCGACCUCAACCAUGUCAAGCUGACCCCUAAUCAGAACACACUGGUGGAGAGACUGGCAGAAAACGGACACAACGUGUGGGCAAGAGACCGGGUCCGUCAGGGCUGGACGUAUAGUAUUGUGCAGGAUAUAAUGAACAAGCGUAAUCCUCGUCUGGUUCCUUACAACCUACUCGAUGAAAAGACCAAAAAGACCAAUAGAGACACUGUUUGUGCAGCUGUUCGCACUCUUAUUGGCUAUGGUUACAACAUAGAACCACCUGACCAAGAGAGCAGCGGGCAUGGGCCAGGCGGUGCCCGAGGAGAUAAGAUCCGGGUGUUCAGAGCGGAGAAGUCUUACGCCGUCACGCAGGGGAAAUGGUACUUUGAGUUUGAGGCCGUCACAGUCGGGGAGAUGAGAGUGGGCUGGGCCAGACCUAGCGUCCGUGCCGAUACUGAACUUGGCGCAGAUGAGUUGGCUUACAUCUUUAAUGGUUUCAAGGCCCAACGUUGGCAUAUGGGAAAUGAGUCGUUUGGUCGUCAGUGGCAGUCUGGUGAUGUUGUCGGCUGUAUGAUCGACCUCACUGAGAUGAACAUCAUGUUCACCCUCAACGGAGAGAUGCUGAUCAGUGACUCAGGCUCAGAGAUGGCCUUUAAAGAUAUAGAGAUUGGAGAGGGCUUUAUUCCGGUUUGCAGUCUGGGCCUGUCUCAAGUUGGCAGGAUCAACCUGGGCCAGAACGUCAGCAGUCUGCGUUACUUCACCAUCUGUGGCCUGCAGGAGGGAUUUGAGCCCUUUGCUAUCAACAUGAAAAGAGACAUCACCAUGUGGUUCAGCAAGAGCCUGCCCCAAUUCAUCCCUGUCCCUACAGACCAUCCCCAUAUUGAGAUGUCUCGUGUGGACGGGACAGUGGACAGUGCACCUUGUCUGAAAGUGACCCACAAGACCUUCGGCUCUCAGAACGCCAACACAGAUUUACUUUUCCUCAGACUCAGCAUGCCAGUUGAGUUUCACGAGACCUUCAAAGUCCCAGCAGGGACCACCCUCCUCACUCGCGCCCUGACGAUCCCCGAGGACGAGGUGGUAGAGGUGGACCCUGACUCCGACUUUGAGGUGCUCAAGAAGUCGGCCUCUCGCAAGGAGCAGGAGGAGGAGAAGAAAGAGUCCUCGGUGCCAAAGGAGAUCCCUGCCAUCAAAAAUGGAGAGAACGAGAAGGACGCCUCCACUGAGAAGAGCAAGAAGAGAGGGUUCCUUUUCAAGGCUAAAAAGGCUGCAUUAAUUACUCCUCCCCCUGUUAUUCCCACAAUGCCACGCUUAGUAGAGGACGUGGUGCCAGAUGACCGUGAUGACGUUGACAUAAUCCUCAACACCACCACAUACUAUUACUCUGUGCGAGUGUUUGCGGGGCAGGAGCCCAGUGGUGUGUGGGUGGGCUGGAUCACGCCUGACUAUCAUCAGUAUGACCCUCACUUUGACCUCAGCAAAGUGAGAAAUGUAACGGUCACUGUCGGUGAUGACAAAGGCAACAUUCAUGAUAGUAUAAAACGCAGUAACUGCUACAUGGUUUGUGGAGGGGACUUCAGCAGCUCCCAGCAGACCCGGGUCAGUCAGGAGGAUUUUGUGAUAGGCUGUCUUAUUGACUUGGAUACAGGACUCAUGACUUUCACUGCCAAUGGAAAAGAGAUCAACACAUUUUACCAGGUGGAGCCAAACACAAAGCUGUUCCCUGCCGUCUUUGUCCUACCAUCCAGUCAGAAUAUGAUUCAAGUUGAGCUUGGCAAGCUUAAGAACAUUAUGCCAAUCUCAGCAGCCAUGUUUCGGAGUGAGCGCAAGAACCCGGUUCCCCAGUGUCCCCCCAGACUGGAUGUCCAGAUGUUGACCCCAGUCAUCUGGAGUCGCAUGCCAAACCACUUCCUGGCUCCAGAGACAGCACGUGUUAGCGAGAGAAUGGGCUGGAGGGUUGAGUGUAGGGAGCCCCUCACUAUGAUGGCCCUCCACAUCCCAGAGGAAAACAGGUGUAUUGACAUCCUGGAGCUGUCUGAACAUAUGGACCUGCUGAAAUUCCACUACCACACUCUGAAGUUGUAUGGCUCAGUGUGCGCUCUGGGAAACAACCGUGUGGCUCAUGCUCUGUGCAGCCAUGUGGACGAGUCCCAACUCUUCUACGCCAUCGAAAACACCUACUUACCUGGACCAAUGAGGAGCGGCUUCUAUGACCUGCUUAUCAGUAUGCACCUGGAGUCUGCCAAGAGGAGCCGCCUGGGCACCAACAAGGAAUUCAUUGUACCCAUGACAGAUGAGACUCGCACCAUCACCCUGUACUCUGACCAAGAUAAAGCUCAUGCUUUACCUGGGGUCGGCCUCACCACAUGUCUGCGUCCUAAACUCCAUUUCUCGUCCACUGGGUUUGUGGGAACAAACCUGGACAUCUACACCCUGAGUCCAGUCAUUCCCUUAGAGGUGCUGAAGACCAAGGCUCUGAACAUGCUGACUGAAGCUGUGCAGGAUGGCGGUCAGGCAAUGAGAGAUCCUGUAGGAGGCAGCGUCGAAUUUCAUUUUGUUCCGAUCCUCAAGCUCAUCAGCACCCUCCUCAUCAUGGGUGUGUUUGACGAUGAAGAUGUCAAGCAUAUUCUGAAGAUGAUUGAGCCCACAGUUUUCAGCUCUGAGAUAGUAGAAGCCCCUGCUGAAGAGGACCAAAAAGCAAAGGGAGAGAAGGAACAAAAGACAGCCAUUAAAGCAGAAGAAGUGGUGAAGGAAAAGGAGCAGGGCGCAGCAGAGGAAGAAGAUGAGGAGGAAUUUGAAGAUGAAGGCAUGGAGGAGGAGGAUUAUGAGGAGGAGGAGGAAGAAGAGCAGUUAGAGGUAGAGGAAGAAGAGGAUGAGGCACAACCCACCGGGCCAGAUGAAGAAAUGAUAGAGGAGACAGAGCCAUUAAAUGAGGAAAAGGGAGCUGAAGAAACGGAGAAAAAGACAAAACCUGGAGAGACAGGCGGUGACGCAAAAGAAGCUCUAGAUGAAGGACUUUUCCAGAUGAAGCUACCAGAGUCUGUCAAACUGCAGAUGUGCACUCUGCUGCAGUAUUUCUGUGACUGUGAGCUGCGUCACAGAGUGGAGGCCAUCAUUGCCUUUUCAGACACGUUUGUCAGCCAAAUACAAGCAAACCAGAGGCAACGCUACAAUGAGCUGAUGAUGGCGUUCACCAUGAGCGCUGCUGAGACCGCCCGCAAGACCCGUGAAUUCCGCUCCCCACCACAGGAGCAGGUCAACAUGCUUAUGAACUUUAAGAACUGUGCUGAGGACGAGGAGUGCCCUGUUCCUGAUGAGGUCCGCGAUUCUCUGCUGUUGUUUCACAAUGACCUGCUGGCACACUGUGGUGUACAUAUUGAGGAAGAAGAGCAAGAGGAACAGGUGGAUGACUCUCUCCGUGGACGGCUGCUCCGUUUGCUGGAAAAAGUGAGGAAAUUACGUCAGAGGAAAGUGGAGACCGAACCUGAGCCGGAGGAGGAGAAAAAACCUGGGACCUUGCAGGAGCUGAUUUCCCAUACGAUGAUUCACUGGGCCCAGGAGUCGUUCAUCCAGAACCCUGAGCUUGUGCGCAUGAUGUUCAGCCUCCUGCACCGGCAGUAUGACGGGCUGGGAGAGCUUAUCCGUGCCCUGCCCAAGGCUUACACCAUCAACGCAGUGUCCAUUCAAGACACUAUGGACCUGCUUGAGUGCUUGGGCCAGAUCCGCUCACUGCUUAUCGUCCAGAUGGGACCAGAGGAGGAGAGGCUGAUGAUUCAAAGCAUUGGGAACAUCAUGAGUAACAAAGUCUUCUACCAGCACCCCAACUUGAUGCGAGCCUUGGGCAUGCAUGAAACUGUCAUGGAGGUUAUGGUCAAUGUACUGGGUGGCGGAGACUCAAAGGAGAUCAGAUUCCCUCGGAUGGUUACAAACUGUUGCCGUUUUCUGUGCUACUUCUGCCGCAUCAGUCGUCAGAAUCAGCGCUCCAUGUUUGACCAUCUCAGCUACCUUCUGCAGAACAGUGGCAUCGGCCUUGGAAUGCGGGGCUCCACUCCCUUAGAUGUGGCUGCAGCCUCUUGUAUUGACAACAAUGAGCUGGCAUUGGCUCUGCAAGAGCAGGACUUAGAGAUGGUGGUGAAGUAUUUAGCUGGAUGUGGACUGCAGAGCUGCCCAAUGCUCCUGUCUAAGGGCUACCCUGAUAUUGGCUGGAACCCUUGUGGUGGAGAGAAAUACCUUGACUUCCUCCGUUUUGCCGUAUUUGUCAAUGGAGAGAGCGUGGAAGAGAAUGCCAACGUGGUGGUGCGUCUCCUCAUUCGUAGACCUGAGUGUUUUGGCCCAGCCCUGAGAGGGGAGGGUGGUAACGGCCUGUUGGCUGCCAUAGAAGAGGCCAUCAAAAUAUCAGAGGACCCUGCAAGGGAUGGCCCCACUGUUAAGAAAGACAGACGUUUCCCCAUGUUUGGAGGAGAAGAGCAGCAUGAGGAGAACAGAGUUCACCUGGGAAAUGCCAUCAUGUCCUUCUACUCUGCCCUGAUUGACUUGCUGGGACGCUGUGCUCCAGAGAUGCAUUUGAUCCAAGCUGGUAAGGGUGAAGCCCUGAGGAUCCGGGCAAUCCUGAGAUCUCUGGUUCCUAUUGAGGAUCUGGUGGGAGUCAUCAGCCUGCCUGUUCAGAUUCCUUCUUUUGGAAAAGACAACAGCAUCAUAGAGCCGAAAAUGUCAGCCAGUUUUGUGCCAGAUCACAAAGCUCCCAUGGUGCUGUUCCUGGACAGAGUGUAUGGUAUUGACAACCAAGACUUCCUGCUCCAUGUAUUGGAGGUGGGCUUUCUGCCUGACAUGAGGGCUGCUGCCUCUCUGGACACGGCUGCUUUCAGCACCACAGAAAUGGCCCUCGCUUUGAAUCGCUACCUGUGCUCUGCUGUGUUGCCCCUCAUCACCAAGUGUGCCCCGCUGUUUGCUGGCAGUGACCACCGAGCCAUAAUGAUUGACUCCAUGUUGCAUACAAUCUACCGGCUGUCUCGUGGACGAGCCUUCACAAAGGCCCAAAGAGACAUCAUUGAAGAGUGCCUUAUGGCUCUGUGCAAACAUCUACGUCCAUCCAUGCUCCAGCACCUGCUGAGACGUUUGGUGUUUGAUGUGCCCAUUCUCAAUGAGUAUGCCAAAAUGCCACUGAAGCUUCUGACCAAUCAUUAUGAGCGCUGUUGGAAAUAUUACUGCCUCCCUAAUGGCUGGGCAAACUUUGGAGUGGCAUCGGAGGAGGAGCUGCACCUGACCCGCAAGCUGUUCUGGGGGAUCUUUGAGUCACUCGCACACAAGAAAUUUGAUGCUGAGAUUUUCAAAAUUUCUAUGCCAUGCAUCUGCGCCAUUGCCGGAGCCAUACCUCCUGACUAUGUGGAUGCCAGCUACUCCUCCAAAACAGAGAAAAAAGCCUCAGUAGAUGCAGAAGGAAACUUUGACCCCAAACCAGUUGAGACCACAAACACUAUCAUUCCAGAGAGGCUGGAUUCCUUUAUCAACAAAUACGCUGAAUAUACACAUGAUAAGUGGGCUUUUGAAAAGAUUCAGAAUAACUGGUCGUACGGAGAAGUGCUGGAUGAAAAUGCAAAAACCCAUCCCAUGCUCAGACCAUACAAAACUUUCUCAGAGAAGGACAAAGAGAUCUACCGUUGGCCCAUUAAAGAAUCCAUCAAAGCCAUGCUUGCAUGGGAGUGGACCAUAGAUAAAGCUAGAGAGGAAGAAGAGUCAGAGAAGAAGAAGGCAGCAUCUCGAAAGAUCUCCCAAACAGCACAGGCAACCUAUGAUCCAAGCCAUGGUUACAGUCCCCAGCCCAUUGAAAUCUCACAUAUGGCUCUUUCAAGAGACCUUCAGUCUAUGGCAGAGCAAUUGGCAGAAAAUUACCACAACACCUGGGGGCGGAAAAAGAAACUGGAGCUGCAGGCAAAAGGAGGGGGCACACAUCCUUUGCUGGUGCCCUAUGACACUCUGACAGCAAAAGAAAAGGCACGAGACAGAGAGAAGGCUCACGAGCUGCUCAAAUUCCUGCAGCUUAAUGGAUAUGCUGUCACAAGGGGCCUUAAAGAUAUGGAGUCUGACAUCUCAUCUAUCGAGAAGAGAUUUGCCUAUGGUUUCCUGCAGAAGCUGUUGAAAUGGAUGGAAAUUGCCCAGGAGUUUAUCGCUCAUCUUGAGGCUGUGGUAAGCAGUGGACGCGUGGAGAAGUCUCCUCAUGAGCAAGAAAUCAAAUUCUUUGCCAAGAUCCUGUUGCCUUUGAUCAACCAGUACUUUAAAAACCACUGCCUCUACUUCCUCUCUACACCUGCCAAAGUUCUGGGCAGUGGUGGGCAUUCCUCUAACAAGGAGAAGGAGAUGAUUGCAAGUAUCUUCUGUAAAAUGUCUGCUCUGGUGAGACACAGAGUUUCUCUUUUUGGAACCGAUGCUCCAGCGAUUGUUAACUGUCUUCACAUUCUGGCACGAUCACUGGAUGCAAGGACAGUGAUGAAGUCUGGGCCUGAGAUUGUCAAAGCAGGGUUGCGGUCAUUCUUUGAGAGCGCUGCUGAUGAUAUAGAGAAAAUGGUAGAAAACCUCAAACUAGGGAAAGUAUCUAAAGGCAAUCAGCAAGUAAAAGGUGUGUCCCAAAACAUUAACUACACCACCGUCGCCUUGCUCCCAGUUCUUACCUCCCUGUUCGACCACAUCGCUCAGCACCAGUUUGGAGAUGAUGUCAUAUUGGAUGAUCUACAGAUGUCAUGUUAUCGCAUUAUGUGUAGUAUCUACUCCCUCGGCACUGUCAAGAAUCCACAUGUUGAGAGGCAGAGGCCAGCUCUUGGAGAGUGUCUGGCUCACCUUGCAGCUGCUAUGCCGGUUGCCUACUUGGAACCCCAUCUAAACGAGUUCAAUGCUUUCUCAGUCUACACCACGAAGACACCCAGGGAGAGAGCCAUUUUGGGACUUCCAAACGAAGUCCAGGAGUUGUGCCCGGAUAUUCCCGAGCUGGACAUUCUGCUAAAGGACAUCGGGGACUUGGCAGAGUCAGGUGCCCGUUAUACUGAGAUGCCACAUGUGAUUGAGAUCACUUUGCCCAUGCUUUGCAACUAUCUGCCCCGCUGGUGGGAGAGAGGCUCUGAGAACUUCCCUGAGCUGGAGGGCCAGCUGUGCACCGAUGUCACCUCAGAACAUCUCAACCAGCUGCUAGGCAGUAUCAUGAAGAUUGUCGUCAAUAACCUGGGUAUUGAUGAGGCCUCCUGGAUGAAGAGGUUGGCUGUGUUUUCACAGCCUAUUGUGAGCAGGGCAAAGCCGGAAAUGCUCAAGUCCCACUUUAUCCCAACAAUGGAGAAGCUGAAGAAGCGUACAGGAAAGGUUGUGGCUGAAGAGGACCAUCUGCGCAUGGAGGGCAAAUCAGAGGGGGAUGAGGAAGAUGGCACCAUACGUGAUGAGUUUGCUGUCCUCUGCAGAGACUUGUAUGCCCUCUACCCUCUCCUCAUCCGCUAUGUGGACAACAACAGGGCAAGGUGGUUGACAUGCCCAGAUCCAGAUGCAGAGGAGCUGUUUCGAAUGGUUGGAGAGGUUUUCAUUUUCUGGUCCAAAUCUCAUAAUUUCAAGCGGGAAGAGCAAAACUUUGUAGUGAUGAAUGAGAUCAAUAACAUGUCAUUCCUCACUGCUGACAGCAAGAGCAAAAUGAGCAAGGGUGGGGGCUCAGAUACGGAACGCACCAAAAAGAAGAGGAGGGGAGAUCGUUACUCUGUUCAGACUUCCCUUAUUGUGGCUGCUUUGAAAAAGAUGCUCCCCAUCGGCCUCAACAUGUGCUCUCCAGCCGAUCAGGAGCUUAUCAACUUGGCCAAGAUUCGAUACUCUUUGAGAGACACUAAUGAGGAAGUGAGAGAGUUCCUGCAAAACAACCUCCAUCUUCAGGGCAAGGUGGACAACCCGUCUAUGCGCUGGCAGAUGGCCCUGUACAAGGAGAUGGCAGGGAAAGCUGAGGAUGCUGAUGCCCCUGACAAAGUUGUGAAGAGAGUGCAGGAGGUUUCUGCUGUCCUUUAUCAUCUUGAAGUGACGGAGCACCCCUUUAAAUCCAAGAAGAUGGUAUGGCACAAGCUGUUGUCCAAGCAGAGACGCAGGGCUGUGGUGGCCUGCUUUAGGAUGACACCACUUUACAACCUUCCAAGGCACAGAGCUUCAAACAUGUUCCUUGAGGGAUACAAACGCAACUGGAUCCAUACAGAGGGCUACUCCUUUGAAGACAGGAUGAUAGAUGACUUAUCUAAAGCGAUGGAGCAAGAGGAAGGAGAUGAGGAGGAGGAGACAGAAACCAAGCCAGACCCCCUUCACCAACUCAUUCUGCAUUUCAGUCGUACUGCUCUAACAGAAAAGAGCAAACUUGAAACAGAUCAUCUUUACAUGGCAUAUGCAGAUAUUAUGGCAAAGAGUUGCCAUAUUGGUGAGGAGGAAGAAGGGGGAGAGGAGGUGGUGGAAAGUGCUGAGGAUGAGAUGUCCUUUGAGGUGCGACAGUCAGAACUGGAAAAAGAAAUGGAGAAACAAAGACUCUUGUACCAGCAGUCCAGACUUCAUAACCGGGGCGCUGCAGAGAUGGUCCUGCAAAUGAUCAGUGCCUGCAAAGGUGAGACUGGCCCCAUGGUGACCUCUACCCUGAAGCUGGGUAUCUCUAUCUUAAAUGGUGGAAACAGCGAGGUUCAGCAGAAAAUGCUUGAGUACCUAAAGGAUAAGAAGGAUGUGGGCUUCUUUCUGAGUGUCCAGGCAUUGAUGCAGACGUGCUGUGUCCUGGAUCUAAAUGCCUUUGAGAGGCAGAACAAGGCAGAGGGACUGGGCAUGGUUUCGGAGGAGGGCACCAGUGAGAAAGUCAUGGCAGAUGAUGAGUUCACGUGUGACCUCUUCCGUUUCUUGCAGCUGCUUUGUGAGGGUCACAAUAAUGAUUUUCAAAACUACUUGCGCACACAGACAGGCAGUACAACUACCAUCAACAUCAUCAUCUGCACAGUAGAUUACCUCCUCCGAUUGCAGGAGUCUAUUAGUGAUUUCUACUGGUAUUACUCUGGCAAGGAGAUCAUUGAUGAACCAGGGAAGAAGAAUUUCUCCAAAGCGAUGACAGUUGCUAAACAGAUUUUCAACAGUCUGACUGAGUAUAUUCAGGGGCCGUGCACAGGCAACCAGCAGUCCCUGGCCCACAGCAGGCUGUGGGAUGCUGUGGUGGGCUUCCUCCAUGUCUUUGCCCACAUGAUGAUGAAGUUGGCUCAGGAUUCCAGCCAAAUUGGUCUGCUAAAGGAGCUUCUUGACCUUCAGAAAGACAUGGUUGUUAUGCUGCUCUCACUGCUGGAGGGAAAUGUGGUGAAUGGUACAAUUGCCCGUCAAAUGGUCGACAUGCUGGUGGAGUCCUCCAGCAACGUGGAGAUGAUCCUCAAGUUUUUUGACAUGUUCCUCAAACUGAAGGACAUUGUGGCUUCAGAUGCUUUCCGUGAUUAUGUCACUGACCCAAGAGGACUGAUCUCCAAGAAGGACUUCCAGAAGGCUAUGGACAGUCAGAAGCAGUACUCCCCCUCUGAAAUCCAGUUCCUUUUGUCCUGUUCAGAGGCUGAUGAGAACGACAUGAUCAACUACGAGGAGUUUGCCAGUCGCUUCCAGGAACCUGCCAAGGACAUUGGCUUCAACAUUGCAGUGCUGCUCACCAACCUCUCUGAACAUGUUCCCCAUGACAGCAGGCUGCAGAACUUCCUGGAACAGGCAGAGAGUGUGCUGAACUACUUCCGCCCCUUCCUGGGCCGCAUUGAAAUAAUGGGUGCCAGUAGAAAGAUUGAACGCAUCUACUUUGAGAUCAGUGAGGUGAACCGUAGACAGUGGGAGAUGCCACAGGUCAGAGAAUCCAAACGACAGUUUAUCUUUGAUGUGGUCAAUGAGGGAGGUGAAUCUGAGAAGAUGGAGAUGUUUGUCAAUUUCUGUGAGGACACCAUCUUUGAGAUGAAUAUAGCUUCACAGAUUUCAGAGCAGGAGGAAGAAGAAAAGGAGGAAGAGGAUGAUGAGGUAGUAGAAGGUGGAGGGGAGGGAGGACCAGGAGGGGGCGCAAAUGGAGGAGGAGAUGAGGACAGUAAUGGAGAGGAAGGGCCACCAGAAUCAAGCUCUGCCUUUGCAGACUUCAUAAACAGCAUGUUUGGCUUACUUAGUGUUUUCACCUUCCGGAACCUGCGCAGACAAUACCGCAGGGUGAGAAAGAUGACCAUAAAGGAGAUUGUGGUGGCUUUGUCCACUUUCUUUUGGACAAUCCUGAUGAGCAUACUCCACUUCAUUUACAGUGUGUGCAAAGGCGUCUUUAUGCUUAUCUGGCAAACCCUGUUUGGAGGUGGCCUUGUGGAGGGGGCCAAAAACAUCACUGUGACUGAGAUUCUUGCCAGCAUGCCAGAUCCCACACAGGAUGAUGUUCAUGGGGAUGUGCCAGGAGAACCAAGGGCAGGGGAAGAACAAGACACUGGAGGGGUGACUGACACUGGGGAGACUGGGAGUGGAGAGGAGGAGGAGGAGGAUACCCAAGAAAAGGAGGGUGGGAGAAUACCAGGUAUGGAUGCUCCAGGUGGACUUGGAGACAUGGGUGUUGAGGCACCUGUUGAGCCUCCAACUCCUGAAGGGACGCCGAUAACAAAGAGAAAGCAGCAACCAGAGGAAGCUGAUGCUGGACAGAAACCGCCUGAACCUCUGGCCAUUGAGGAACCUCCUCCAGAGCCUGAGAAGGCUGAUGUUGAAAAUGGAGAGAAAGCAGAGAAAGAGUCUCAGACCAAAAAGGAAGAACCACCAGUGGCACCAAAGAAAUCUGCAGCCAAGAAAGACAAAAAACCCAAAAAGGAGGGUUUCCAAAUCUGGACUGAGCUGGAUGUCCAAAGGAAUAAAUUUAUGAACUACCUCUCAAGAAACUUCUACAAUCUGCGUUUUCUGGCUCUGUUCAUCGCAUUUGCCCUGAACUUCAUUCUGCUGUUCUACAGGGUGUCUGACACCCCCCCUGAGGGAGAGGAGAUGGAAGGAUCUGGGUUGUUCGAGGGAGGGACGACAUAUGAAGGCUCUGGGCUAUAUGAAGGCUCAGGAGAAGAGGCUGAGGGAUCUGGGAUGGGUGAAGGAGAUGAGGACGAGGACGACGUACCAGUUUAUUACUUCUUAGAGGAGAGCACUGGCUACAUGCAGCCCACAAUGGCCUUCCUUUCAGUCCUGCACACAGUCAUCUCCUUCAUAUGUAUCAUUGGAUACAACUGCCUUAAGAUACCACUGGUGAUCUUUAAGAGGGAGAAGGAGCUUGCCAGGAAGCUGGAGUUUGAUGGCCUCUACAUCACUGAGCAGCCUGAGGAUGAUGACAUCAAGGGCCAGUGGGAUCGACUGGUCUUGAAUACACCCUCUUUCCCAAAUAACUACUGGGACAAAUUUGUCAAGCGAAAGGUUCUGGAUAAGUAUGGAGACAUAUAUGGCAGAGAGAGAAUUGCUGAGCUGCUGGGAGUGGAUUUAGCCUCCCUAGAUGUUAGUCAACAACAUGAGAAGAAACAGGAGGAGCCAGACAACUCCAUGUUCACAUGGGUUACUUCCAUUGACAUCAAAUACCAGAUCUGGAAAUUUGGUGUUGUUUUCACGGACGGUACUUUCCUUUAUCUCUGUUGGUACUUGGUGAUGUCUUUGCUCGGUCACUACAACAACUUCUUUUUCGCCUGUCACCUCCUGGAUAUUGCUAUGGGUGUCAAGACUCUGCGCACAAUCCUGUCCUCGGUCACCCACAAUGGAAAGCAGCUAAUGAUGACAGUGGGCCUUCUGGCUGUGGUGGUGUACCUCUACACUGUGGUUGCCUUCAACUUCUUCCGCAAGUUUUAUAACAAGAGUGAGGAUGAAGACGAGCCAGAUAUGAAAUGUGAUGACAUGAUGACUUGUUACCUGUUCCAUAUGUACGUGGGAGUGCGGGCUGGCGGUGGCAUAGGCGAUGAGAUUGAAGAUCCUGCCGGUGAUGAAUAUGAGCUUUACCGAGUCGUCUUUGACAUCACUUUCUUCUUCUUUGUCAUUGUCAUUCUGCUGGCCAUUAUUCAGGGUCUGAUCAUUGAUGCUUUUGGAGAACUUAGAGACCAACAAGAACAAGUCAAGGAAGAUAUGGAGACAAAAUGCUUCAUAUGUGGCAUUGGAAGUGACUACUUUGAUACGACACCACAUGGCUUCGAGACGCACACCUUCGAUGAACACAACCUGGCCAAUUACAUGUUCUUCCUAAUGUACCUCAUAAACAAAGAUGAAACGGAGCACACUGGACAGGAGUCGUAUGUGUGGAAGAUGUACCAGGAGCGAUGCUGGGACUUCUUCCCUGCUGGAGACUGUUUCAGGAAGCAAUAUGAGGAUCAACUUUCCUAGCUGAGCCGUGGCUUACAGAUGGGGAUGGAAAAAGCCAAGUAGUGGCCUGCUACUUCAUUGCUAGAAAAAAGAAAUCUCUAUUGAUUUUUGAAAUUGAAAAAUGCAAAAUUAAUUUCUCAAGUAGGCCUAUAAUUCAAGGAAAAAUCCAGCCUAAAACACAUGAAAAAUCAGCCAUUUUAAAUUGGGUACUGAUUAUUUGCAUGCUGUUUUAUUGUUGUAGGGUGUAAUUCCAUUUUGCACAGAGAGCAGCUGCAGCUACAGUGGAGUUUAAUAGGAGAAAGAAGUGAGCUCUCCUUCUAUGCUGAAUUUCCCCCUGCAUGUUUGUUUAACAUUAAUGUGUUUUAUACUAAAUUUCCCAGAAACUGGUAAUUUACAUGAUACAAUAAAUGUGAUUACAAUCAAACAUUUAUUUUACCAUUAGCAGAGUCAAGAGCUCUGACAUAUUUUUAUAUCAUAUUAUGAAGAAGUUGAGCCUUUCUCACUCAACUCAGAACACAGGAACCAGCAAGCAACAUGUUUUUCUCUCCUUUAUAGCUUUAAUUUUCUGUCUGUUGAGGUAAAAGGACAAAACCACUGUUUUUGUGAGAAUAUCAUAGCACAAGUAACUGUGCAACAACACCAGUUACAUCAGCUUUAACAUACAUAACCCAAUGUACUCACAUGUUAGUCAUGUAUAAUUGUGACACUUGGCCUUUCUCUUUUUUACAUAAUCAAUAAUUUCAUGCAGAUGCAUUCAUUGUAUUUAUUAAAUUCCCUUUGAAUGCUAUGGUUAUGAAAUUGCUUUGGAUCUGCCAUAUUUCUGCCAUAGAAUGAACAGGCA